Thrips palmi is the source of this 1001-nucleotide messenger RNA. RefSeq lists its product as uncharacterized. The coding region runs from base 355 to 909 and encodes 184 amino acids. The transcript is spliced from 4 exons. The record is from RefSeq and is a predicted model, not a curated record. NCBI's taxonomy places the organism in Eukaryota, Metazoa, Arthropoda, Insecta, Thysanoptera, Thripidae.
CCAGCGCCCCGAGGCGACGACCCGGCAGGCGAGGCGCCGUCAGUCCUCGGCUGGUGUGACUACAGGGGAUGCGCGGAGGGCUUCGCGGCCUGGGAUCGCUUCGUGGACCACUUCCUGCUGUGCCACGGCCCCGCACUGCAGAGCCAAAGGUGUCCAGUCUGCCUGCUCAAGCACCAGGAGCCGCACACGGAGUUCGACUACGCAUGUCUGCGCUGCCCCGCUCGGUUCACGGCAGAGAGCGGGCUGCGUUAUCACGUGAUCAGCUUCCACCGCGGCAAGAAGGCGUCCUCGCUGCCGGACUCGAGGAGGGCGACCAGAGAAGUAGUCGGCUGGUGCACCUUCGGGCGCUGCGCGAUGCCCUUCCAUUCCUGGAUGGACCACGUCACGCAUCAGGGGAUCACUCACCUCAGCGCGGCAGAGAGGAAGGCCACGUGCCACCUGUGCCUGGAGAUCUGUCCGGGCGGCGGACUGGAGGCCCACCUCGAGGCCCACCAUCGCGGCGACGUGGAGUGCUCCCUGUGCGCCGCCCACUUCCUUGGCGUCGGCGGCCUCGCGCGCCACAAAGAGGACUUCCACCGCCUCACGCCGGACGGCAGGGCUCCACCUCAUGUUCAUGCCCCUGUCCGGGCCGCCGUCGUGGGACGGUGCACCGUCAUGGGGUGCAGUUCGGUGUUCGUCAGCUGGAAGGAGUUCGUUCUCCACUUCGAAGCCCAGCAUAUGAAGAAUUGUUCUGCUCACAGCCGUUUGUGCCAUCUGUGCCUGUCAUGUCUUCCUAACGAUGAAGCGGCUCGGCUCCACCAAGCGAAGCACGCCAGGAGCGUGGCACACUGUUGCAAGAAGUGCUCGGCGCGGUUUUGGAACGGCAAGCGUCUCAAUGCACACAUCAGCCACUUCCACAGAAUGGUUUGAAAGUCUCGCAUGCCACUCGCUCCGCUGUGAGAAAAAUGUACGGUAUUCGUCGUUAAUUUAUUAACAGGAUUUGCCGUACUUAAAAGUACGGU